Messenger RNA from Penaeus monodon (black tiger shrimp), 1594 nucleotides. RefSeq names its product arrestin homolog. Gene Ontology annotation, biological process: G protein-coupled receptor internalization; signal transduction. Gene Ontology annotation, cellular component: cytoplasm. The record is from RefSeq and is a predicted model, not a curated record. The coding region runs from base 109 to 1239 and encodes 376 amino acids. Gene Ontology annotation, molecular function: G protein-coupled receptor binding. The transcript is spliced from 3 exons. Lineage: Eukaryota; Metazoa; Arthropoda; Malacostraca; Decapoda; Penaeidae.
CUAUUCGCGAGGCAUCAGUUUGUAGUUCCUGCUCGCCCUCCCUCAGCAGCAGAAGGCCAAUCCGUGAUAGCUGGUGAUUAAAUAAGACGGUGGAAAUAAUAAGACCCAAUGGUGAACGCGAUCAAGGUCUUCAAGAAAAAAUCUCCAAAUGAGAAGAUCACAGCCUACCUGAGCCGGCGCGACUUCUCGGACCGCCGGACGCACACCGAUCCCGUCGAUGGCGUGGUCGCGGUGGACGCCGACUACCUGCAGGGUCGUAAGGUCUUCACGAGGGUGGUGCUCACGUACCGCUACGGCAGGGAGGAGGACGAGGUCAUGGGACUCAAGUUCAGCAAGGAGUUUGAACUCGUGCACGCCGAGGUCGUUCCUCUUGACAGCGAGAAGGGACUCACCGCCCUGCAGGAGAAGAUCGUCAAGAAAGUAGGAGGUAACGCGAUUCCCUUCAGCGUCGCCCUGCCCGACCCGGCGCCCUGCUCAGUCGCGCUCGACCCCGGCAGCGAUGAAUCGAGUAAAAUGCUGGGCGUUUCCUACGAACUGAGUUUCUACGUCUCAGGGGACAAGGAGGAGUCCCCCAAGCCCCAGGACACCGUCGCCUUCUCCGUCCGCAAGGUGCAGUUCGCCCCGAUAAACCCGGACCACCGCCAGCCCCAGCUCCUCGUCCGAAGGAACUACACCCUCGCCCCGGGCAGCCUCAUCCUCGACAUCAGCCUCGGCCGCGACAUCUACUUCCACGGAGACGAGAUCGAGGCCCACGUCACCAUCAACAACAACUCGAAGAAGACCGUGAAGGCCAUUGCCGCCGAGAUCGUCCAGCACGUGGACAUCACCAUGACCAACAUGUACUACACGCGCGUGGUGGCCUCCCUGGAGUCCCGCGACGGCUGCCCCGUCAUCCCCGGCGCGACCCUCUCCCGCUCCAUCGGCCUCAGGCCCGUCAUCGCCAACACCAAUCGCUUCGGCGUCGCCCUCGACGGCCAGGCCAAGGACAAGGACGCGAGUCUCGGCUCCUCCACCAUCUGCAACGUCAGCAGUAGCGUCAACGACUGCCUGGGAAUCCUGUUAUCCUACUCCUUCCGCCUGAGACUCAACUGCGGUGCCAUCGGGGGGAAAAUAUCCUGCGAGCUGCCCUUCAAGCUGAUGCACCCCGACCCUUCGGCGCCGACGGAGGAGGAUGACCUCGAGUUCGAAGACUUUGCGCGACUCCGGCGUGGAAAGUCCUUCGAAACCUUCGGAGAAUAAUUUUUUUUUUCAAGCCUCUUUCGUGUUUCUCUUGCUUUAUAUCUACUCGAUUUCUAGCAUUUUAAGGGAAGCUAUAUUUCUAAACUUGAUAUAUCAGCAAGAUUAUAUAGAUUGCAAAAUGAAUUACUCAUAGUAGAUUCAUAUUUAUAUAACGAAAAUGUAUAAUCAAUGUGAUAUAAUUUUAUGAUUUUGGAUAGCAUCAUAUUUUUUUAAUGCAAAUUUUGACCCUUGUUUGAUAUUCUUUUUACUCCCAGAGACCUCUUAUUGUCUGCCUUAUUGCAUGUCUAUAAUUUUAUGGUAUGGAUACAUAUUUAACAAAUAAAAUGAACAAACAUUUUCUAUUCCAUUAGCCGAG